This is a messenger RNA of Zonotrichia leucophrys gambelii, 6798 nucleotides long. RefSeq names its product thyroid hormone receptor interactor 12 (gene TRIP12). Gene Ontology annotation, molecular function: ubiquitin protein ligase activity; zinc ion binding. Lineage: Eukaryota; Metazoa; Chordata; Aves; Passeriformes; Passerellidae. Gene Ontology annotation, biological process: proteasome-mediated ubiquitin-dependent protein catabolic process; protein polyubiquitination; DNA damage response. Bases 258 to 6458 code for a protein of 2066 amino acids. The record is from RefSeq and is a predicted model, not a curated record. The transcript is spliced from 42 exons. Gene Ontology annotation, cellular component: nuclear speck.
CGCGGGCCCCGGCGGGGCCCCGGCGCCAGGAGAAAGUAGUCCCGCGGCCUCCCCCUCGCGCCGCUGGAAGGGGUUCGGCGGCGGAGGCGGCGGACGAGGCGUCGCUCGGUGCUGCGGCUUCAGCUGAUAAUUGAAGGGAAGCGAGGCGGCUGCUGCCGGGAGGAGGGAGGCACGGAGCGUCUGCGGAGGCCGCACCGGGACAAACUAGUGAAUGAUAGUGUCUAGAAAGGGUAUGUCCCUUCAGGAGAGAGGUGCCAAUGUCCAACCGGCCUAGUAACAAUCCAGGGGGGUCACUGCGACGUUCACAGAGGAACACUGCCGGGGCCCAGCCACAAGACGACGCAGUAGGAGGAAGGUCACAAUUAGGGCAGGCAAAGCAUAAGGCACAUAGCCCUCCUGAGAGUAGAAAAUCUAUUUCAAAGACACCCAAAGUGCAGUCUAAUACUACUUCUGAACAGUCCAAGGGAUACUUUUCUAAAAGAGGCUGUAGUUCAUCUGCUGUUUUAAUACCACAACAAGAAGAUCCAGAGAGAGUCAAUACUUCAGAAAAGCAAAAAACGGGGCAAGUGCCUAAGAAAGACAAUUCUCGAGGAGUUAAACGCAGUGCUAGUCCAGAUUACAGGAGGACCAAUUCUCCUAGCUCUGCUAAAAAACCCAAAGCACUUCAACACACUGAAACUUCCUCAGAAACUAACAAGCCACAUACUAAAUCUAAGAGAAGACACUCAGACCAAGAGCUGCCCAAGUCUACACAAUUGCCAUCAACAAGCAAGGCUCACACCAGAAAGGGUGGAGCUGCUGGUAGCUCCCGAAGUCAGAAAAGGAAAAGGACAGAGAAUCUGUCUUGUAUAGAGAGUGGGUCAUCAGUUGAAUCAACUGGCACUGAAGAAAAGUCAGCAAAAGUCUCCAAGCUGGCUUCAAAAUCGGUGACCUCAGCCAAAGCUGGGUGUAGCACCAUCACCGAUUCUUCUUCUUCAGCUUCCACCUCCUCCUCCUCUUCUGCUGUUGCCUCUGCUUCUUCUACUGUUCCUCAGGGUGCCAGAGUGAAACAGGGAAAGGACCAGAGUAAGGCUAGACGUUCCCGUUCUGCAUCCAGCCCCAGUCCAAGAAGGAGUAGCAGGGACAAAGAACCAAGUAAAACAGGUGGCUCUUCAAAGUUUGACUGGGCUGCUCGAUUUAGCCCCAAAGUCAGUCUCCCUAAAACAAAACUGUCUCUACCAGGCUCUUCCAAGUCGGAGACAUCAAAACCUGGACCUUCAGGACUACAGGCUAAGCUAGCAAGUCUAAGAAAAUCCACAAAGAAGCGCAGUGAAUCACCACCUGCUGAGCUCCCCAGUUUACGGCGGAGCACACGGCAAAAGACCACGGGCUCCUGUGCUAGCACCAGUCGGCGAGGCUCUGGCCUGGGCAAAAGAGGAGCAGCUGAAGCUCGCCGACAGGAGAAGAUGGCUGAUCCUGACAACAACCAGGAUGGAGUUAACUCUUCAGCUGCACGGACAGAUGAACCUCCCCAGGGAGCUGCAGCUUCUAGUUCUGUUGCUGGAGCUGUAGGUAUGACAACUUCUGGAGAAAGUGAGUCAGAUGAUUCUGAGAUGGGAAGACUACAAGCUCUAUUAGAGGCUAGGGGUCUUCCUCCUCACCUGUUUGGCCCUCUUGGUCCUCGGAUGUCGCAGCUCUUCCACAGGACAAUUGGAAGUGGAGCUAGUUCUAAAGCUCAACAGCUUUUACAAGGUCUCCAAGCCACUGAUGAAAGUCAGCAACUACAGGCAGUGAUUGAGAUGUGCCAGCUCUUGGUUAUGGGAAAUGAAGAAACAUUAGGAGGGUUUCCAGUCAAGAGUGUUGUACCAGCUUUGAUAACACUGCUGCAGAUGGAGCACAACUUUGACAUUAUGAAUCAUGCGUGUCGGGCCUUAACAUACAUGAUGGAAGCACUUCCCAGAUCAUCUGCUGUAGUGGUAGAUGCAAUUCCUGUCUUCUUGGAAAAGCUGCAAGUUAUCCAGUGCAUUGAUGUGGCAGAGCAGGCGCUCACAGCCCUGGAGAUGUUGUCACGCAGGCACAGUAAAGCCAUUCUGCAGGCAGGUGGGUUGGCAGACUGUUUGCUGUAUCUGGAAUUCUUCAGUAUAAAUGCACAAAGGAAUGCACUAGCUAUCGCUGCCAACUGCUGCCAGAGUAUAACACCUGAUGAGUUUCACUUUGUGGCAGACUCUUUGCCACUGCUAACACAAAGGCUAACCCAUCAGGACAAAAAGUCUGUUGAAAGCACUUGUCUGUGUUUUGCACGGCUAGUGGACAACUUCCAGCAUGAAGAGAACUUGCUGCAGCAGGUUGCUUCCAAGGACUUGUUGACAAAUAUCCAGCAGCUCCUGGUCGUGACACCUCCUAUCCUGAGCUCAGGAAUGUUCAUCAUGGUGGUGCGCAUGUUCUCCCUGAUGUGCUCCAACUGCCCCACACUUGCAGUCCAGCUUAUGAAGCAAAAUAUUGCAGAAACGCUUCACUUUCUCCUUUGUGGAGCCUCAAAUGGGAGUUGUCAAGAACAAAUUGACCUUGUUCCACGAAGUCCUCAAGAACUUUAUGAACUUACUUCUCUUAUCUGUGAACUGAUGCCUUGCCUGCCAAAAGAGGGGAUCUUUGCUGUUGAUACUAUGCUAAAGAAAGGAAAUGCACAAAAUACAGAUGGUGCAAUAUGGCAAUGGCGAGAUGACAGGGGUCUCUGGCAUCCCUAUAACAGGAUUGAUAGUCGAAUAAUAGAGGCAGCUCAUCAGGUUGGUGAGGAUGAGAUAAGCCUGUCUACGCUUGGGCGUGUCUAUACUAUUGAUUUUAACUCUAUGCAGCAAAUAAAUGAGGAUACUGGAACAGCUCGUGCCAUUCAGCGAAAACCAAACCCUUUAGCCAGUACAAACACUAGUGGACAUUCAGAAUUGAAGAAGGAUGAUGCUCGAGCACAGUUAAUGAAAGAGGACCCAGAACUGGCAAAAUCCUUUAUCAAAACACUGUUUGGUGUUCUUUAUGAAGUAUAUAGUUCUUCAGCUGGACCUGCUGUUAGACACAAGUGCCUUAGAGCAAUUCUUAGGAUAAUUUAUUUUGCUGAUGCUGAACUUCUGAAGGAUGUGCUGAAAAACCAUGCUGUUUCAAGUCAUAUUGCCUCCAUGCUGUCGAGUCAAGACCUUAAGAUAGUAGUUGGAGCCCUGCAGAUGGCAGAGAUUUUAAUGCAAAAGUUACCUGACAUUUUUAGUGUUUACUUCAGAAGAGAAGGGGUGAUGCACCAAGUGAAAAACUUGGCAGAGUCUGAGGCUUUGCUAACAAGCCCCCCAAAAGUAUGCACCAAUGGGUCAGGAACGCUGGGAACCACUACAACCAUAAGUACUGGGACAGCCACUGCUGCCAGCAAUGCAGCUGCAGAUCUGGGCUCUCCCAGCUUGCAGCACAGCCGGGAGGAUUCCUUGGAUCUGAGCCCACAGGGACGACUGAGUGAUGUUCUAAAGAGAAAAAGACUGCCAAAACGAGGGCCAAGGAGACCAAAAUACUCCCCUCCAAGAGAUGAUGACAAAGUAGACAAUCAAGCUAAAAGCCCUACAACUACGCAGUCUCCUAAAUCAUCUUUCUUGGCAAGUUUGAAUCCUAAAACAUGGGGAAGAUUAAGCACACAGUCCAACAGUAAUAAUAUUGAACCAGCACGAACAGCAGGAGUAAGUGGUCUUGCAAGGGCUGCUUCCAAGGAUACCAUUUCCAAUAACAGAGAAAAAAUUAAGGGCUGGAUCAAGGAGCAAGCCCAUAAAUUUGUAGAACAUUACUUUAGUUCUGAAAACAUGGAUGGAAGCAAUCCUGCACUAAAUGUACUACAGAGACUUUGCACUGCAACUGAACAACUCAACCUCCAGGUGGAUGGUGGAACAGAGUGCCUUGUAGAAAUCCGUAGCAUUGUCUCGGAAUCUGACGUCUCCUCAUUUGAAAUCCAGCAUAGUGGGUUUGUUAAACAACUGCUGCUCUAUUUGACAUCUAAAAGUGAAAAAGAUGCUGUUAGCAGGGAUAUCAGAUUGAAAAGAUUUCUUCAUGUAUUUUUUUCUUCUCCACUUCCUGGAGAAGAGCCCCUGGGAAGAUUAGAGCCAUUAGAAAACGCACCUUUGUUGGCAUUAGUCCAUAAAAUGAACAACUGCCUCAGUCAGAUGGAACAGUUUCCUGUGAAAGUGCAUGACUUCCCUAGUGGAAAUGGAACAGGGAGCAGUUUUUCUCUUAACAGAGGAUCCCAAGCUUUAAAGUUCUUCAAUACACAUCAAUUAAAAUGCCAGCUGCAAAGACAUCCAGACUGUGCUAAUGUGAAACAGUGGAAAGGUGGACCUGUGAAGAUUGAUCCUCUGGCUUUGGUACAAGCCAUUGAAAGAUACCUUGUAGUUAGAGGCUAUGGAAGAGUUAGAGAAGAUGAUGAAGAUAGUGAUGAUGAUGGGUCAGAUGAAGAAAUAGAUGAAUCUUUGGCUGCUCAAUUCUUAAAUUCAGGGAAUGUGAGACAUAGAUUGCAGUUUUACAUUGGAGAUCACUUGCUGCCAUACAAUAUGACUGUGUACCAGGCAGUCAGGCAGUACAGUUUGCAAGCUGAGGAAGAGAGGGAGUCUACAGAUGAUGAAAGUAACCCACUGGGGAGAGCUGGGAUUUGGACAAAAACACACACCAUUUGGUACAAACCUGUGCGAGAGGAUGAAGAUGGUAAUAAGGACUGUGUUGGGGGUAAAAGAGGAAGAGCACAAACUGCUCCCACAAAAACCUCCCCUAGGAAUUCUAAAAAACAUGAUGAAUUGUGGCAUGAUGGUGUGUGCCCUUCGGUGUUAAAUCCACUGGAAAUUUACCUCAUAUCUACUCCACCUGAAAAUAUAACAUUUGAAGACCCCUCAUUAGAUGUUAUUCUUCUUUUGAGAGUUUUACAUGCUAUCAGCCGAUACUGGUAUUACUUGUAUGAUAAUGCAGUCUGCAAGGAGAUAAUUCCAACCUCAGAGUUUAUCAACAGUAAACUGACAGCAAAAGCAAACAGGCAGCUUCAGGAUCCUUUGGUAAUUAUGACAGGAAACAUCCCGACUUGGCUGACAGAACUUGGAAAAACAUGCCCAUUUUUCUUUCCAUUUGACACCCGCCAAAUGCUGUUUUAUGUGACGGCCUUUGAUCGUGAUCGAGCCAUGCAAAGGCUGCUGGACACUAACCCAGAAAUCAAUCAGUCAGAUUCUCAGGAUAGCAGAGUGGCACCAAGACUGGACAGGAAAAAACGCACUGUGAACAGAGAUGAGCUGUUGAAACAGGCAGAAUCUGUGAUGCAGGAUCUAGGCAGUUCAAGAGCCAUGUUGGAAAUCCAGUAUGAGAAUGAAGUUGGCACAGGCCUAGGCCCUACACUAGAGUUCUAUGCACUUGUAUCUCAGGAACUACAGAGAGCAGACUUGGGCCUUUGGAGGGGAGAAGAAGUGACUUUAGCCAAUCCAAAAGGAAGCCAGGAAGGUACCAAGUACAUUCAUAACCUUCAAGGCCUUUUUGCACUUCCUUUUGGUAGAACAGCCAAGCCAGCUCACAUUGCAAAAGUUAAAAUGAAGUUCCGCUUUCUGGGAAAACUAAUGGCCAAGGCAAUCAUGGACUUCAGACUGGUGGAUCUUCCCCUUGGACUUCCUUUUUAUAAGUGGAUGCUGCGACAGGAAACUUCCUUGACAUCGCAUGACUUGUUCAGUAUUGAUCCAGUAGUAGCCAAAUCAAUAUAUCACCUUGAAGAUAUUGUAAGACAAAAGAAAAGACUUGAACAGGAUAAAACUCAGACCAAAGAAAGUCUACAGUAUGCAUUGGAGGCUCUGACUAUGAAUGGCUGCUCAGUGGAAGAUCUAGGGCUGGACUUCACACUCCCUGGGUUUCCCAACAUAGAGCUGAAAAAGGGGGGAAAAGAUACACCGGUCACCAUCCACAAUUUAGAGGAGUAUCUCAGAUUGGUUAUAUUCUGGGCACUAAAUGAAGGUGUUGCCAGACAGUUUGACUCCUUCAGAGAUGGAUUUGAGUCGGUGUUCCCCCUUAGUCAUCUUCAGUACUUCUAUCCUGAGGAGUUGGAGCAGCUCUUGUGUGGCAGCAAGACAGACACUUGGGAUGCAAAGACUUUAAUGGAAUGUUGCAGGCCUGAUCACGGUUAUACGCACGACAGUCGAGCAGUGAAGUAUCUCUUUGAAAUUCUCAGUAGUUUUGAUAGUGAGCAGCAGAGACUGUUUCUCCAGUUUGUGACAGGCAGCCCCAGACUGCCUGUAGGAGGUUUUCGAAGUUUGAAUCCUCCCCUGACGAUUGUACGGAAGACAUUUGAGUCCACAGAGAAUCCCGAUGAUUUCUUACCCUCAGUAAUGACUUGUGUGAACUAUCUCAAAUUGCCGGACUAUUCAACUAUUGAGAUAAUGCGUGAAAAACUCUUGAUAGCUGCAAGAGAAGGGCAGCAGUCAUUCCAUCUUUCCUGAUCACAAUGAAAAAUGCAAUGUCUGCCUGUUACAGCAAAAGAGAAACUCAUGAUUCUUUUCUAAAUAUAUCACCUGAGUCAAGGAAACGUGUUACGCCUUCUUGUUGUAGAAAAACGGCUUGCAGAUUAUAAGCAAAGACACUUGGUUGAUAUUCAUUAAAAGCCCCUAUGGACUUAAAGUGAUCAGGCCCUAAAAGUUGUUGUGACAAGGUUUCUUUAGCAAGUUCUUGUUUAAAUUAUCAUUUAUUUGAUGAGUGAAGUUUUUAACUUGCUUUGCUGUGUGAAAUUUAAAAAGGGAUGUUUUUCCAGGCUGGAACAAUAAAUGUCGCUGUGCAGUUUAA